Molecule: messenger RNA, 2381 nt
Organism: Gossypium raimondii (Peruvian cotton)
Lineage: Eukaryota; Viridiplantae; Streptophyta; Magnoliopsida; Malvales; Malvaceae
Product: calcium uptake protein, mitochondrial
Exons: 7
Coding region: 319-1788 (489 amino acids)
Biological process (GO): calcium import into the mitochondrion; mitochondrial calcium ion homeostasis
Cellular component (GO): uniplex complex
Molecular function (GO): calcium ion binding
Source: RefSeq, a predicted model, not a curated record
GUUGAUGGAAUAAAAUUUUUGUUACUUUUUCUAAAAUGAAUUAGAGAUUGUCUAGCAUAGGUCGGGCGCGAGAUGAAGUUCCCCUGGAUCUUAGCUCCAACAGUAAUAAUUAAAAUAAUUUCGACUUCGAAUCUUGGAUCCCAUUUUUUGAUUGCCUCCUCAACUCUUCCUUUCUUCCCCUAAAAUCGAAAUCCCAAGAAAUCCUUUCAUCUUUUUCUCACUGCUGAUGCCAAGCCAUUCAUUGCAUUGAAGAAUUUUGAUUGUAUUUUAAGAACACCUUCUUUUCCCUCUUCCCUCUUCCCUCUUCCACCCUCAACUAUGGCUUCCUUAACCUCUCUCAAAAGAUCCUCACCCUCCAUCCUCCAUCUCUCCUCCAUCCAUCAACGCCUCCAAAUCCGCCAAUUCUCGUCGCUGCCGCUCAUCAACGCUUCAAACAUCCAGUCUAAUAACAAAAAGGAUUCCAUUGCCAGCUCCUUCCUCAAAUGGAUCGCGGUCGGUUCGAGUUUCGGCUUGGUUUGCUGGUACUCGUUUUCAGCUUCGGAUCGGAGUACUGGUUUUUUUAAUGAGCAGUUUUUGUCUUUCGCUGAUUGGUCAACGGAAACUGCUGAAUCCGCCGUUGAUGGCUCGAAGAACUCAUUUCGUAAACUAGCGCUCCCUGAUUAUAGCUCUAAGUUCAUCUUUGGAGAGGAGUAUAGACGAAAGGUUUUCUUCAACUACGAGAAACGGUUGAGAUUGCGGAGUCCACCGGAGAAGGUUUUUGAGUAUUUUGCCUCUUUUCAAACCCCGGAAGGAGAAUUACUCAUGAGACCGGCUGAUCUAAUGCGGGCCAUUGUUCCUGUUUUUCCUCCUUCUGAAUCCCACCUUGUUAGAGAUGGAUAUUUGAGCGGGGAAAGGAGUCCGGGCGAGUUACGGUGUGAUCCUUCAGAACUUUUUAUGCUUUUUGAUAUGGACACUGAUGGACUUAUAUCUUUCAAAGAGUAUAUCUUUUUCGUAACAUUACUGAGCAUCCCCGAGUCAAGCUUCUCCAUAGCGUUCAAAAUGUUUGAUGUGGACAACAAUGAGGAGAUCGAUAAAGAAGAAUUUAAGAAAGUGAUGGCUUUGAUGCGAGCUAAUAACAGACAAGGGGCAGUCCACAGGGAUGGACUUCGCACUGGGUUAAAAGUUACUGGUUCUGUGGAGGAUGGAGGUCUAGUGGAGUACUUCUUCGGAAAAGACGGAAAGGCGCGCCUUCAACAUGAUAAAUUCAUUGAAUUCAUGCGAAAGUUGCAGGAUGAGAUUCUGAGAAUGGAGUUUGAUCACUAUGACUACAAAGUCCGAGGAAGCAUGUCAGCCAAGGAUUUUGCUUUAUCCAUGGUUGCUUCUGCUGAUAUGAGUCAUUUAGACAGGUUGCUUGAGCGGGUUGAUGAAUUAAACAACGAACCGCAUCUUAGGGAGAUUCGAAUCAACUUGGAUGAAUUCAAACAUUUUGCUGAGCUACGUAGAAAGCUACAGCCAUUUUCUUUGGCUCUUUUUAGUUAUGGAAAAAUUAAUGGUCUACUAACAAAGGAUGACUUCAAACGAGCAGCGUAUCACGUCUGUGGUAUAUCACUUACGGACAAUAUUGUUGAGAUCAUCUUCCAUGUGUUCGACACCAAUCGUGAUGGGCAUUUAAGCUCUGAUGAGUUCGUUAGAGUUCUACUUAAACGAGAACGGGAUAUUGCUCAACCUGUGGAGUCAGGAAUCUUUGGACUUUUAUCUUGCUGCUGGCAUUGCUCAAAUAAUAGCUCCAUUGGGCGGGUGAUCACAUAACCUUUCUUCACAUAUAGGAUUUCCAUCAACCUACAGACUUGACAUCUUUCCAAAAGGUCGAAGCUGUUAUCGGCUGGACCUAUAUUGCAGCUAUAGAACCUGCUCGUGAAUUGAAGCUGGGAAAUUAGCCACCACUCAACUUAUGAAGGCACUAUAAGUUAAUGUGGCUGUACCUGAUCUAGUAAUGCGCUGUGUUGUUUCUUAACUUAUCCGGCCAUCUGAGUACAUCUGCAUUAAGAUUUAGUCAUCGGUAUAUCUUGACAUCAGAAGCUGUUGGAAAUCGUGGUAAGAAUUUAGUUCAAAUUGAGGUUUAUGUUCUACAUUGCUGGAUAGAUUUUGUCCAACCAAUUCAACUGGUAUCGAAGAAAGAUUGAAUUGAUGCAAUAUCGGUUGAACCAAUAAAAAGCCGAUUGAAUCAGGCAAAAAAUUGGGAAAAAAAAAUCAUUUGGACUGAAUUUAAGUUAGUUUAAAUAUUUAAUUUUGUUGCUUUAGUUUAUAAAAUGAAUUUUCAUGUUUCUAUUAUUAUUUAUUUUUGUCUUAUUUUUCUGUUGAACUGGUUGUAACGGAAAUAAAUGAACUAAUCGGUUUAACUA